AAAUUGCCUUGCUUAACGCGAGCUCAGUUCGGUAACUUACUCAUGGCCGUGCAGGACAAAACAGAUUCGCCUUUCAGGGAGUGGUAUGCAGAUACCCGUGGACCCUCUGCUGCACCAUUGGUCGAUUACGGUGAUUGCUUCGAUCAGCCAGCGUACCAAGACGUUGAAUGUCAGGAUUCCGAAUUUCGCGUUAUGAAACCAACCGAGGGUAAGGCGUUCUUACCAAAAAGAAAAGACAGCGUUACAAUCAUUGCCGGCAUACAGAAACAGACCGAAGUCAAGAUACAGCCUCAGCAGAGUGUUGCACUAUGUCCAAAAUACCUCAAAUAUCAUAAAAGCUUUGUCCUCAAUACAGGUGGAUCCAUCUGGGGCCUUGAUUUUGCACCGAAAUCGCCUUCCGCAUCAGAUCCGCAUAUCCAAUAUUUGGCCGUUGCAGGCUAUCCUGGCACCACAGAUGAGCACCACAAUGUUGGAGAGAUACAGGAAGCUGGUACUGUAGAAAACUGCAUUCAGAUUUGGCGCAUGGAUUUGCGACUAGUUGAAAGCGAAGAGAGCCCUAUUGCCGCACCAACUUUGGAUCUCUGUAUAGCACACGACCUCGGUAUUGUCAGAGCAUUGCAAUGGUGCCCACUUGGAACGUACCAAGAGCCCCUUGAAGGACAGACUUUCACACCGCGUCUAGGAAUUAUGGCUGUUGCCUUUGGUGAUGGAACCAUUCGACUUAUAUCAGUGCCGCACCCAGAUGGACUUCGGAUGAAAGAGAAAGGGAAAGGAAAAAGCGCGCAGUCCGGCGAACACAAGCGUUCUACAGUAUAUAUUAAACUUGAAAAAUCGUUAGCGAUACUCUCCAUACCUGAUACAUGUCUUACAACCAUAUCUUGGGGUGGACCCUACAAGCUGAUUGCAGGCUGUUCAAAAGGGCACAUAAGUUUAUGGAAUGUUGAGUGGGCCAUAAAGAAUAGAGCUGGAGCUAACAAAGACACGGAAACAGAGGAUAUUGCACAUGCUCUUGUCUAUAAUGUGAAAGCACAUACUUCCGCUGUACGGGAUUUGACGUAUCAUUCAAGGCAUGACUCAAAUGAACAUGAUUUCGUCAGUUGUGGGCAAGAUGGCCGAGUUCGCUGCUUUGAUGACCGGGACCCUUGGACCGGUGCUACAUAUUGGAAAAAUCGAGGUUUUAUGAAUACCGUGGCGUGGCCUUCGUACACUGAAAAUUUCUUCUUCACUGAUGUGGAGCGAAACAUACGAUCUGCUCGUACGGGAGUCACUACAGAACAUGGCACCACUAAAAAGGAGGCUGAUAAUAGAGGCGAAGUAUGGCAAUCUGCUGGAAGUUACUUUCAUCCUUUCAUCCUCUUUUCAUCGUCAGAUGGCUGGCUGAAAAUGAAAAAUCCUUACCAUGGGAAAGUGAAAAAUCAGAAACCGAUUAUUACUACUAUAUACAGAAUGAAACUUGAAGAGAAUCCCAAGAAAUAUAGAUAUGUAGAUGGUAUCAAACCAGGUGUGUAUGAAGCCAAAAAGCGGGCAAUGGAAUCGCUGUACUAUCUGUUCUUAGACCCAGAAAUCGCUAUCCAAAAGUGUGUUUGGAAUCCAAACCUCUUGACUAGUGGAUGGAUUGCUUCUGGAGGCGCAGCUGGACUGUGUCGCGUAGAGUUCGUUGGUGUAGGGUCAGACUGGCUUAAGUUGAGCGAAUCAUACAACACCGCUGAUCGAUAAAGACUGCUCUGAUUGUUCUUAAUACCAAAAAAUUUCACAAAGGGCUCGUGCAGAUAUUUAUUAUUACCAUUAAUAGUAUUUUUCAACUGGAAGCUGUCAUAAAUAGGCGAUACCUCUUUUGAUACAUACUUCUUCAACACUACCAAUGACAUCCACAAUGUUUCAGAUGCGUUUUCAAGCUCAAGUUAAAAAAUUAGUGACAUGACGAGAAAUGCCUACCUCCAAUUUGUCGGUUCCCGUGAAUAGGAAACCCUUGGUUUCAGAACAUUCAAAAAAAAAUCGAGUGAUAUAAAAUCUCAUGGCCGAUUGAAAACUUGCCA
Messenger RNA from Umbelopsis ramanniana AG, 2036 nucleotides. RefSeq lists its product as uncharacterized. The coding region runs from base 43 to 1716 and encodes 557 amino acids. The transcript is spliced from 11 exons. Lineage: Eukaryota; Fungi; Mucoromycota; Umbelopsidomycetes; Umbelopsidales; Umbelopsidaceae. The record is from RefSeq and is a predicted model, not a curated record. Gene Ontology annotation, biological process: transcription by RNA polymerase III. Gene Ontology annotation, cellular component: transcription factor TFIIIC complex. Gene Ontology annotation, molecular function: protein binding.